AUGGUCCUCGGCCUUUGCUGGGCUAACACCUCCCAUUCUUGCCAGCCCGGUUGGCCCGGUCCGACUGCGAGGCAGCGCUGCACCUGCAAGUUUUUGGAGCGGACGCCACCAGCGGAGAGGGAGAGCCCCGCCCCCGCAGCGGCGCAGGCACGCAGUCCCCGUACCCGGUGCGCCUCCUCGCCAGCCAGUCGCCACCCAAGCGGCGACGGCGAGUCAGCAGCGAGCCAGCGACGCACUUCGCCUCCGCCAAACUCACGCCCGCAGCAAGCGGGCGGAAAAUGGCGGAGGCCGUGGCGGCGCUGGUGCCGGAGUGGGCUACCAAGGAGCCCUGCCUCAUGGGGGAUCGACGAGGCUGGCCGUGGCCCUGUCCUUGGUCCUAUGGUGUAUGGAUGUAUGUACUCAUGCUGCUUUGGCUCUUACAAUAACACUCUUGCAACCCUGAAAUUCGCAGAUUCAAAGACCUUGAAGGAAGAACAAAGAGAGGAGCUAUUUGAAAGUUUAAAGGUCAAUAACUCUAUUGGGUGGGAAGUGGAUGUCAUAUGCCCAAAGGAUCUGUCUGCUAAAAUGUUAAAAAAGUCGAAAGUUAAUCUGAAUGAAAUAUCACAUAACUCUGCCAUGUGCCUUGUUAGAAAAGUGCUUGACAUGGGAGUUCUACUGGCAGAAGUAUAUAUAGAUACAGUAGGAGAUCCCGAAAAGUAUAGAAUCAAGCUGACAGAAAAGUUUCCAGGAAUCAAAUUUGUGGUUGCCAAAAAAGCUGAUAGCCUUUACCCUGUUGUUAGUGGAGCAAGUAUAGUCGCAAUGGUGACUAGGGACAGAGCCUUGCGAAACUGGGUGUUUGAUGAAACAGCUCUGAGUCUGCACAUGAAAACUGGAUCAGGAUAUCCAGGAGACCCUGAUACUAAGCAAUGGUUAGAAGAUCACAAGCAUCCAGUAUUUGGCUUCCCAACUUUGGUUCGUUUUAGUUGGGGAACUUGUAAGCCCUUCUUCAAGGAUGCAGUUGAGGUUACAUGGGAGUCUGAUGAAGUUGAUGAAGUUGAUGAAGAUGGGACUGACAAUGGAAGCACCAAGCGACAAGUCAAGCUUUGUUUCAGGCUUUACUGGUUUCAAAAGGAAGACUGA
Messenger RNA from Miscanthus lutarioriparius, 1119 nucleotides. Lineage: Eukaryota; Viridiplantae; Streptophyta; Magnoliopsida; Poales; Poaceae. The record is from the annotation of a GenBank genome assembly.